This is a messenger RNA of Neomonachus schauinslandi (Hawaiian monk seal), 1150 nucleotides long. It is a transcript of the gene TMEM69, whose product is annotated as transmembrane protein 69. The record is from RefSeq and is a predicted model, not a curated record. NCBI's taxonomy places the organism in Eukaryota, Metazoa, Chordata, Mammalia, Carnivora, Phocidae. The coding region runs from base 143 to 883 and encodes 246 amino acids. The transcript has 3 exons.
GGCUGUUCUUGCAACUCCGCUCUCCAACCCCCGGUUCGACACUGCAACAUGCUUCUCAUUCAGCUCCUCCACUUAGCUGUAAAAAUGCAUUAAUCAGAACUGCCUGGCAUCUUCCUGAGCAAGACUUUCAGUAGGACCGAGUAUGCUUCAUUUCAUCCAGAAGUUUUCUCAAGCAUCUUCAAAGAUGCUGAAGUACCCUUUCCCAGUCCGAGUAGGAGCCAGCAGAAUAGAAACACUUUCUCUCAAGACAUGUCACCAGCAGAACUUUCCCCCUUUGUUUCCAAGGCCUUGGUUUUUCUCUUCAUUACUAGUGUACAUGAGGAAGACACAAUACUAUCAUACUUCCCCAUGCAGCUUUAAGAAGCAGAAGCAAGAAAUACUUCCAGCCAAGCCAGCAAGCACCAUCACUUACCUGCUUGAUAGCCCAAAGCCAGCAUUAUACAUAACUCUGGCAGGACUAAUCCCCUUUGUUGCUCCACCACUGGUCAUGGUGAUGACAAAGGCUUAUAUCCCCUUAUUAGCUUUUACUCAGAUGGCUUAUGGAGCCAGUUUCCUAUCUUUCUUGGGAGGGAUCAGAUGGGGUUUUGCUCUGCCAGAAGGUAGUACAGCCAAACCAGACUUCCUCAAUUUAGCUAAUAGUACAGCUCCUGUUGUGUUUUCAUGGUUUGCUUUCCUUAUUUCUGAAAGACUCAGUGAAGCUAUAGUCACAGUAAUAAUAGGUUUGGGGAUAGCAUUACACAUUGAACUUUUUCUCUUGCCACAUUAUCCCAAUUGGUUCAAAGCCCUUAAGAUAGUAGUCACUUUAGUGGCCUUGUUUUCAUUUAUAAUCACAUUAUUAAAGAUAUUUAUCCAGAGAAAGGACCCAAGAGACCUGGUCAAGUAGAAUAAAUACAAAACUACUCUCUAGGUGAUGUUAGCAUGUUGGCUAUAAGCCUUGGAAGGUUGUAUUUUGGCAUCACUUUUUUAUACUUCUCCUGUUUAACAGCUUUUUUCCUCCAUCAACGUUUAUUUCUUCUUCACAGAUUUUUUUUCAGUUCUUUACUUCAUAGGAAUUACCUGACAAUAGUUUGAAAAUCCCUAACAAGUCAUUUUCACUUUAGAUUACAGUUUUUAGUCUUUAUGAAUUAUACAUUUUAAUGUUUUACUUGUU